CUCUCUCUCUCUCUCUCUCUCUCUCUCUCUCUCUCUCUCUCUCUCUCUCUCUCUCUCUCUCUCUCUCUCUCUCUCUCUCUGGGUGUGUCGUCCUUUAAGGUAAUAUGGGAUAGCAUUAAAUUACCUAUCACUUCUCUGUUUGUUUAUAGGUCAAGAAAUCAAGAGAAAAAUAAAAUAGGUCAAAAUGAGUUGAUAGAACAUCACAAAUACAUUUAUUUACUCUUACGUUUGUCAGGGCUUUUGAAGAAACUGUUAAAAAAAAUAAUAAAAAUGUGUGUUUUAUUCUGCUCCAGCAGGUGGUGCUAGUGCACCUUUACGCUGGUCACCGACCGCCCGAGAAACCAGAAACCAGAAGGUGCUAGCCGAGCUAGCUUGUUGUUCUGGUGUGUGAGGAGAAUAUUUGAGGCUCUGCAGUAAAAAUGUCUUCACUUCAGUCUCUGGGAGAGUUGAUCAGCUAAAGCGACUAACUGCUGCUGCUGCAGAAAUCUUCUCACCAGGCUGUGGAAACUUUCUUCUCCUCCUCAACAACUUGGUGGAGUUCUUUCCAGAACCGGAGAAGAUAUUCUGCGGUCUUCGUGUCAAUCGGAGCUCCAGAAUCAGGUUGUGGGUGAGAAAAGCUUUUCUCUAGACUUCCUGCCCUCUGGAUCUGCUGCUGUUCCUUUGGCCUCUCUGAGAAACGCGCUCGUUUUGCUGCUUUCAUCAGAUUGAAGAGGUUCCCUCUAUCAGACUCGCUCAUCUGAGUUGGUCAUGAUGCAGGAUCGCUGCUCGCUCUCUGAUCCAUCCUGCUCACACUCUCCGACGGAAACGCCCCGAAUCUGAAUGUGACUCUGGAGGAAAAAGCGGUUAGCUCUACUCCGUGAACUCUGCUGUUAGCUAAACACGGCUAAAGAAAACCUGCUACCACUUCAGGAUCUGGGACUGAUUCAUCGUGUGUUCUUCACACCUGGACCUGGACAGCAUGGACACAGUUCCUAUAAAAAGUGAAGAUGAUGAAGAGAAGCCUCUGUUCUCACAACUUCAUCAGCAGCAAAUAGAAGACAGAGAUGUUCCAUCCAGCCGCUCAGCUGACCAGAUUAAAGCAGAAACUGGUGGAGGAGCAGAAACUAGCGGGAACCCAGAUCUGAACCCUCAAGAACAAACAUCUGAUUCUUCAGAGACUGAAGUUAGUGGAGAUGAUGAUGAUGAUGAUGAUGAUGAUGAUGCUGUGAAUCUAGACUCUGAACUGCCUAACUCUGGGUCUGAAAUUGGAAAAGUUCAGAAAGAUCUAAAAUCAUUUAGAUGUGACGACUGUGGAAAAAUAUUUAAUGUAAAAUUCCAAUUAAACAAGCACACGAGAGUGCACACAGGACAGAAACCUUUCUCCUGUGAACUCUGUGGACAAAGCUUUAGAUGGAAGGGAAAUUUAAGCGAUCACAUGAGAGUCCACACAGGACAGAAAUCUUUUGUCUGUGAGCUCUGUGGAAAAAGCUUUAGAUUGAAGGGAGAUUUAACCAAACACAUAAGAGUCCACACAGGACAGAAACCUUUUGUCUGUGAGCUCUGUGGAAAAAGCUUUAGAUUGAAGGGAGAUUUAAACAAACACAUAAGAGUCCACACAGGACAGAAACCUUUUGUCUGUGAGCUCUGUGGAAAAAGAUUUGGCCUGAAGUCAAAUUUAAACAGUCACAUGACAGUCCACACAGGACAGAAGCCUUUUGCUUGUGACCUCUGUCCACAAAGAUUUAGCCUGAAGUCAAGAUUGAACCUUCACUUAAAACGCCACACAGGACAGAAGCCUUUUGUCUGUGAGCUUUGUGGAAAAAGCUUUAGAUUGAAGGGAGAUUUAAACAAACACAUAAGAGUUCACACAGGACAGAAAAAUUUUGUCUGUGAAGUCUGUGGAAAAAGAUUUAGCCUGAAGUCAAAUUUAACCACACACAUGAGAGACCACACAGAACAAAAACCUUUUGUCUGUGAGCUUUGUGGAAAAAGAUUUAGCCGUAAGUCUACUUUAGACAGACACAUGAGAGUCCACACAGGAGAGAAGCCAUUUCCAUGUGAGCUCUGUGGAAAAAGAUUUAGCCAACAGACAAAUUUAAAUAAUCACAUGAGAGUCCACACAGGACAGAAGCCUUUUGUCUGUGAGCUCUGUGACCAAAUGUUUUCCCAAAAGACAAGUUUAACCAGACACAUGGGAGACCACACAAGGACACAAGGAACUAAUGUAAUAAUACAAGUCCAAAAAUGAUUGUAGUUUGUACAUCCUAGUUCCAUGUGUUGCACCCCAAGUUGUCCUAGAUCAGAGUUGCUUCCAGCCCAUGAGCCAUAUCUCCCUGUCCUGCAAGCCACAUUUUGUGGCCACUAAGCUGUAAUUAUUUCACUAAAUCUCCGUUUCCAUUGUGAUGCAGCACAGUAUCGUUACACAAUGAUGAGCAGCUAGAUCAGAGUUUUGGAGCGUUGCAGUAGAGAGAGUAGCAUGGUGUGUCUACGCUGCUUUUAAAUAGUUUGUGUAGUGUACAAAUAAUUGUCUUUUACCAGUGGUUUGUACUUUGUGAGUUGCAUAAAUUUAACUACAGUAGGGCUGCACAAUAUAUCGAAAAAUUAUCGUCAUCUGGAUAACAGGACUUGCGAUAGGCCCAUCGCAAAGCACGUCAAAAAUGGCGAUAAAUGUUUGGUUCAAACAUUUCCAUCCGUCUCAUACAUCCACUUUUUGUAAACCAGCUCUGUUUUUUAUGCGGAAGUAUUAUUUGACCAAUCAAAUGUAGCCCUUCUGAUAUGCGGCCAAUCAGAUGGGUCCGUUCACGUAAUAUGCCCGCCCCCUACGUAGACCCUUACCCCAAAAUUUCACUAUCUCCGCUCCGCCCCCGCUGCCGCUCGCUUCCCUUGUUUGUCAUGCUGGCUCAGAGCAACAAACGCACUUUGUGCUGAGGUUUCUGGAAUCAGCGCUGCUUUCAAAUGUGAACGUGAGUCCGCUCGUUGUCGUUAAGCAGCUGAUAAUAACCGGGCUGACUUCGACACAUGCCGGUGAACCAACCCACCGUUAGCCCCAGGCUCCGGUUAGCUUCCAGCUAAAAGGCUACAGCACUCUCCUCCCAGUCCCACCCUGCUAAAGAGGGCCUGGAAAAGUUCCCCCACACAUCAAAGUGAUUUUUCAUUUUUGAGCUUUUAUAACCUUGUUAAUCAGGAUAGUUGAUUUGCUGCUGCACAUAAACUGUCAGUCAGAAGCUCUGCUAGCCGGUUAUCUUAAGAGGAGCUAGUUCAAUUUGUUAGCUUGUUAUCCGAGUCAUAGUUGCAGUUUCAUCAUUUGAGCUGCUUUUUAAGAUCUAGGUAAACUUGUUCAAUUUGGGGUUAAAAACAAACGUUUUCACAUAUUUUCCAUGUAGUUUUUUGCCAGUUCCUCUUCUGAAAGGUAGACAAUUGUUUUUCUCUUUCCCUCAGAAAAUCUUAAUAUUCUCCUAGUUUGGCCCAGCACAGUUCACUUCCCAAUAGCAGCAACAGCCUUAUAUCAUAAUCACACAAGUGGAGAAAAUGUUCAGUAGCAAUGAGAGAAUUUGCUGUUGCAUUUAAGUGAUGUUAACUAUUAUUUAACAUUUUAAACUUAUGUAUUUUUUUAUUCAAAAAACCCUGGUAAGGGAUGUUUUUCUGUAUUUGGAGCACAGAAAAAGUUUUAUGGUGGAGGUGAUGUUUUAAAGUCACUGACAAACUGCAUGCAUGCAGUUUGUUGUUUUGCUGCUAAUACAGUAGCAGGUGCAGCUGCAUGUUUUUGCAAUAAAAAUGUUAUGUUGUAAUGGAAUUCAUGCAUUAGUUUUUGUUUGCUUUGAACCCGAGAGCAGACGUCACACGCCAGGCGACAUCAACACUGCAUACUUUAGUAUUUGUUCAUUUAUUCUGUAUUCUCAGCCUUCAGAGAGUACAGACGCUUUUUUCUCAGCUCCCUUAUCGGCUUCCCCAAGGCUCUUGUCCCGUCUGCCUACAGAGCACUUCUCUGCAUUUCUCCGGAAAACCACUACUCUUUUGGAAAUAUGGACCUAAUUAACUGGUCAUUCAACGCGAUUGACAAAAUUUUUUCUACGAUGAGAACGGAGAAGGGGGCUCCCACCUGUCCCAAGGGGACAUUCGCAGCGGGAUAUGCACUCGAUUCUUGGGAGGUCUGGCGGAUCGUGUGCCUCUCUCAGUUGUCCAUCGAGGACGUGGAAGAUUUGUGGAUGUUCGGCCUGAUGGUCACUGUAUUUCUUCUGAUUGGAGUGGGAGGAUAUCUGGUUUUCUGGAAAUUUGGGAAGAUGGGAGCGAUUGGAGUGCGACCCGUGCCCAUGGAAUGUGCGGCUCGGGCGGUGACCUCACAGACUGGGACGUUACUCGAGGUGAACCGUAAGCUGGAUCAUUUCCUCGCGGCAUUGCCUGUUUUAGUACGCAAGAUGGAUGUCAUCUCGGAGAGGGUCACCGGACGAUGUGGAGAUGUUUAGAACACAUACAAUUGGCUUCACGUUGGACAUGAAUGACCACUUAAUAGACUCCAAGGAAGAGAGGAAAAUUAUCUCUGCCUGCCCCAAACAAAGUCAUGUUUAUCCUUAUCUGACGCCAUAGCAGCCUCUCAAGGCUGCUUCAACACACCCCCACGAAAGGAGGAAUGCCGACAGAUGCUGUGUCCCGACCUUCACCCUCUUCCUUCAGAUUGAGACGUCUGCGGGAAACUCAAUGUGCUCUCUGUUCCUUAUCUCUCCCUCCCACCUGUUGGUCUGCAGCUGGUUGAUGCGCCGUACCGGCAGCUCCCAUUGGAGGCUUCAGGAUCCCCGCCCAUCCCUGCCUCCCCAUUGGACUCUGAUGUUUGUGUGUGUGCUGUUUGUGCUUCUAUGUCAAGGAGUUUUUUUUGUAUAAUAGAGUUACUCCCCGCUGGGUCUAACUCUGCUAUGUCUUUUUUUUUACCAUACCCCCAAUUAUCCUCAUGUAACACCCUUUUCAUCUAUCUAUUAAGGUAGCGCAACUCAUGUUGCGAAUGACCGCAGUCACCAAUUCUUGUCACUUGUCUUACCCAUGUAUGUCUGAUCUCUGAAUUGUGUGCACUGAAACUACAGCUGAAACAACUAAUCGAUUUAAUCGAUUACAAUCGAUUAUUAAAAUAGUUAACAACUUUUUUAGUCAUCGAUUAGUUGUUUAAUAAUCACAUUUUACCGCAUAAAGUCUAUUUUUACCACAAUCUGACAUGGUUACAAUCUGUUAAAUUUGCCACCAGUGUGUGGCAGUAAUGAGCCACUGAUCUACCAGUGGAGCCGUAGAAGAAGAAACAAGCCAAUAAGUGCCCUCGGUUUUCAUGACGUAUCACGUUACUGACGCUCAUCUUGCUGUGAGAGAUGGCGGAACAAGAAGAAAUACGGAAGAAAAAUAGAAGCGACAAAACUGAAGAGAAACCCCGGACAAAAACCUCACGAGUAUGGGAGCACUUCACCCUAGAUGUCAUGAAAAGACGGGUGACCUGCAAAAUAUGCAAAAACCAUCUAGCAUGGCACGGAAGCACGACGUCCCUAAGUGAACAUUUGAGACGAAAACGUGGGGGCAAAUGCAGCAGAGGAAGCGCCAGCCCGGUAA
Molecule: messenger RNA, 5562 nt
Organism: Nothobranchius furzeri (turquoise killifish)
Lineage: Eukaryota; Metazoa; Chordata; Actinopteri; Cyprinodontiformes; Nothobranchiidae
Source: RefSeq, a predicted model, not a curated record